Lachancea meyersii CBS 8951 is the source of this 1041-nucleotide messenger RNA. Lineage: Eukaryota; Fungi; Ascomycota; Saccharomycetes; Saccharomycetales; Saccharomycetaceae. The record is from the annotation of a GenBank genome assembly.
AUGGAUGACAAGGAAAUGUUCUCACAGCUAGCUUCAAGGUUUAUGGCUCUCUAUAGAGACAAGAUCAUUCACAAGUUCAAGAACGAAUCCGAUCCACAUAGAUUUCAGAGGUUGCUCCAGACAAAUGAGUUUGCCCGAACUCUAUACGGUCUCAGUCAGAGCCUGUGCAACAGAUAUGAGGUCGACCAUUGGCAAGCCCAAGUUUUGGAUACUGCGGAUUUAGAGAUCAUUUACGCUAAUGUAGACGCCGUUGAGGGCUCUGAGGGUGACUACGUCGACAGAUUAGUCAAGGAACUGCUACGAUAUUUCAAAAACGACUUCUUCAAAUGGUGCAAUUCGCCUGAUUGUGAACAUUGUGGGUGUUCAGGCGAGCAAAUGACAGCUAUUGGCAAUGAGGGUGCAAAUUCUGACGAACGCCGUUUUGACUGUGGGGUAGUAGAGGUUUACAGAUGCCCUAAUUGUUCGAAAACUACUCGGUUUCCUCGUUACAACGACCCAAUGAAGCUGCUAGAGACUCGAAAGGGCCGCUGCGGCGAGUGGUGUAACCUUUUUAUGCUAUUCUUGAAGUCGUUUGGCAUCGAGUCGAGAUACGUAUGGAAUCGUGAAGACCAUGUAUGGUGCGAGUUCUAUUCCUCAAAUCUGAAACGGUGGGUACACGUAGACUCCUGUGAACAAAGCUUUGACGAGCCUCACAUUUACUCCGUCAACUGGAACAAGAAAAUGAGCUAUGCUAUAGCAUUUGGUUGCACUAUAGCUACCGACGUCAGCAGGAAAUACAUUUUGCAGAACGAGCUUUCCAGAACAGAAAUUGCAGAAGAAGACCUUAAGUUUUUACUGGACACAAUAACACGACGGUUACGCUUGAAUUUGAGCGAUGAAGAAAUUUACAAGCUCGCCUGCCGCGAUGAGCAAGAGAUGUUGAUGCUUUACGGAAGUGUUGAUGGUGCUUCAAUAGUGACAAAAAGCACAUCAGCCAUGAAGGGUCGAGAAAGCGGUUCUACUGCCUGGAAAAAAGGACGGGGCGAAAAUGGGAAGUCAUGA